AGCAAAAUAGUUAUUCGGAAAGUUUCCCAGCGUUAGUCAAACUGUGAUUUGGAGAAAUUCUACUGAACAGCGAUUUCCACAGCGCUGGACUUACGCUCGUUUGUCAUCGCCGUUCAUUAAAAACACAUCUGUAAUCGGGGCGGUGGCGUUAAUUGGUACAUACAUGCUGACUGACUGGACUAGCUGACUCCAGCUGAUUAGGCGCGCGCGUAGUUUUCCCACGUGUUGUAGGCUACCGUUCGUUGUUGCAGUAGGAUAACACCCCUUGCGCAACGACCGGGUGCGAUCAGUUUGCUCGAUCGCGUUGGCGGGAAUCGAUCGUAGUGUCUGCCCGAACAUAUGGCGGAGGCUCAAAUCAGCGGAACGAUCCGCGUCGUGGUGAUCAUCGGGUUACUUCUAGUGCUGAUCGUCGUCGCCGUAAACGGGAAGAAGCCCUCAGCUCCGUUCCAGUUCGAAGAGGAAGAUGCCAAGUUGACGGUCCCUCAACUGAUCCGGAAGUACGGUUACAACCUGGAGAAACAUCAGGUUCUUACCGAAGAUGGAUACCUUCUGGCGAUGUUCCGGAUACCUCCCCGCAAUGGAACCUCCACCAAGCGUCCGGUCCUGAUGAUGCACUCUCUCAUGAGCAGCUGCUCGGACUUCAUCCUGAUCGGUCCAAAGCACGCCCUAGGAUACCUGUUGGCCAACCGAGACUACGACAUCUGGCUAGGAAAUGCACGUGGUAAUCGGUACUCCCGGCGACAUAAACGAAUUCGCGUGAAAUCCCCAAAGUUCUGGAACUUUACCUUCCACGAGAUUGGCUACUACGACGUGCCAGCGCUGAUCGACUACGUCCUGGACAAAACCAACUCCGCCAAACUGCACUACGUUGGGUUCUCGCAAGGUACGCUGGUCAGCUUCGUGGCCAUGAGCACCCGUCCGGAGUACAACGCAAAAAUCGUUCAAAUGCAGGAAAUGUCUCCGGCCGCGUACAUCGGUCAACCGUCCAGCAUCUUUAUCCGGGUCUUAUCGAUGCUGGCCCCCAGCAUGGGUAUCGGCUACAACAUUUCUGGAAACAGCGAGUUUCUCCCACACUGGACGGGGCAGUACGAGUUCUACAAAACGGUGUGCCCAGCGCCAGCACAAACCCUCUGCCGAAUGCUGCUCAACGACGUGGUCGGUGCAAACCCUCGACAGCUGGAUCCCAAAACCCUCCGGAUCUUCCUGGGUCACUUCCCGGCGGGCGCCGGAGUCCUUCAAAUGCAACACUACGGGCAGGUCUUCGGCGACGGUAUCUUCCGACGAUACGACUACGGCGAUGAUCAGAAGAAUUUGGAGAUGUACGGAAGCACCCAAGUGCCUCGGUACAACCUAUCGGAGGUGACGGCUCCGGUGCGUAUCUACUACGGCUACAACGAUAACGUGAUUGCGUAUCGGAACGUGGAGAAACUGGAGCGGGAUCUGCCGAAUGUGGUCAGCAGCUAUCUGGUGCCGGACGAGCGGUUUACGCAUGCGGAUUUCAUUCUGGCCAGUCAAGUGAAGGAGCUGCUGUACGACGAGAUUGUGCGGAAUGUGGAAGCGGCGGAAAGGGAGGGAUAGCUUAUGAGCCGUUGAGUGCAGCUAGUCGAACAGAAUGAAUACUCGCGACAAAUUAAUGGCUAUCGACUGAGAGUGUAGGUUUGCUUGAGGUCGUGGCAAUCGCUUGCAUAGCAUUUUUUACCAAAUAUAGCAAUAGAGACUGA
Aedes albopictus (Asian tiger mosquito) is the source of this 1721-nucleotide messenger RNA. RefSeq names its product lipase 1-like. The coding region runs from base 340 to 1578 and encodes 412 amino acids. NCBI's taxonomy places the organism in Eukaryota, Metazoa, Arthropoda, Insecta, Diptera, Culicidae. Gene Ontology annotation, biological process: lipid metabolic process. The transcript has 3 exons. Gene Ontology annotation, molecular function: hydrolase activity, acting on ester bonds. The record is from RefSeq and is a predicted model, not a curated record.